AUGCAAGAACUAGGAUUUGGUCUCAGCGUCACAGACAUCAAAGCUAAAUGUUACGCUUUAGCAGUCCAAGCAGGAAAAGAUCACCAGUUUAACGAUGCUAAACGUAAAGCUGGGCCUUAUUGGUGGUGGUCGUUUAAAGAACGGUACGGGCUUUCAUUGCGCACGCCAGAAAAGCUUGCAGCAUGCCGAGCUGUUACUGCUAACAGACAAAACAUUGAAGAUUUUUAUAAAAAGCUACUGGACGUCGUUAUUGAGCUGGAUAUUCUGCAAAAGCCUGAAAGGAUUUAUAACUGCGACGAAACCGGUGUAACGUUCGUCGUAAAACCGUCAAAAAUUGUCACUCAAACUGGAAAUAAGGUAAUUUACAGUAGAACUUUUGCAGAGAAAGGUGUCACACAAACGGUGCUUGGGUGCUGUAGUGCGAGCGGAGCGUCGCAUUUUUAA
Messenger RNA from Parnassius apollo (apollo), 444 nucleotides. Lineage: Eukaryota; Metazoa; Arthropoda; Insecta; Lepidoptera; Papilionidae. The record is from the annotation of a GenBank genome assembly.